Molecule: messenger RNA, 1587 nt
Organism: Tetrahymena thermophila SB210
Lineage: Eukaryota; Ciliophora; Oligohymenophorea; Hymenostomatida; Tetrahymenidae
Product: phospholipase B-like protein
Exons: 7
Molecular function (GO): glycerophospholipase activity
Source: RefSeq, a predicted model, not a curated record
AUGAAAUAAAUGUCAGUUUAAGUUUUUUUGUUACUGUUAUCGUUAGGCAUUACUUUUUCUGCUCACCAUAUAGAAAUUUCUCCUAUAGUUGGUGAAAGAGUCACUGCUUUUUCUUUGGUUGAUAACAAAACUGUUGCAAAGGCAUUUUAUACAAAUGCUCUUAACACAACUGGUUGGACAAUCCUGUCAAUAGAAACAAGUAAACAUUUUUCUGAUAGAGAUUAACUAUAUCAUGCUGGCUAUUUAGAAGGUUAUCUUACAUAUGACCUUAUCAAUUAUGCAUACUAUAAUUUCUUAAAUACUGUGUUAAAUGGAUAAGAGUUAAACGAAUUAUAGCAGUAAUUUAUAACAAAUCAAACAUAAUGGAUUGAAGGAUAAUUAUAAUAAAACAAUCAAACAAGCCAAGGAUAUUGGGGUUUAGUUGGUAGCUUAAUGUCUCAAUUAAAUGGAACUUAUGAUGGUUAUGUUGAUGCCAUGAGGAAGAAUCAAUAGCAAUAAAAUAUCUUAUCAUUCAAUCAAUUUUAUUACCUAACAAAUAUGGGCGAUCUUGAAGAUAUAUAAAAUGCUGUGCUAAAGACUAACAAAACUGAAAAAAAUUGUGAUGCUUAUGUAAAAUUAACUCAUAAUGAUCUCGUUUGUGCCCACAGUACUUUCAACAUUUAUUCUUUAAUGCUUCGUGUUUACAAAGCUUACAAAUUUGAAUUCCACAAUAAAGAUGUAAAAGCUUCAUUUUAGGCAUUUUCAAGUAGACCAGGAGAUUUAGAGAGUAAAGAUGACUUCUAUAUUUUAAAUAAUGGAGUUGUUGUAAUGGAGACUAGUUUAAAUAAUUAUAAUAAAUCCAACUACGAUUAUCUUCACUAUGACAGUGUUCCAUGCUGGAUGAGAGUUAAUUUAGCAAAUAGAUUAUCAUCAAACGGUAGUGAAUGGGCUUAGGUGUUCUCUAAUUAUAGGAGUGGAACUCACAAUAACUAAUGGAUUGUUGUUGAUUAUAACUAAUGGAGAGCAGGAAGUAGAAAAAAUAUUGUUUGGAUGGUUGAAGAAUCUUUUUAUUUAUACAAACCUAUUGAUGUCACUUACCAACUUUUCUCUUAAGGAUAUGUAGCAAGUUAUAAUGUGCCCUUUAAUCAAGAAAUAUUCAACAUCACUAUGUAUUAGUAAGGGUAUGGAUUCAAUUAUACUAAUGAUCCUAGAGCUAUCGAAUUUGCUUAAUAUUCUAAGAAUGUUAGUACUACUAAAGAUGUCAUGAAAUUAAUUAGAUUGAAUCAUAAUGCUACAGGAGAUCCAUCAGAUGCUAUAGCUCCAAGAUUUGAUUUAUUAAAUUAAGGAGCUUACACAUAUGGUGCUAUUGAUGCCAAAGUUACAAAUGAUAAAUUAUUAUAAGUCCUACAAAGCUUUAUGAUUAGUUCCCCAACCAAUGAUGGAUUACCUUAUUUCAGCUGGAAUAAUUGGAAUUCAGUACCUCAUUAAGGAAUGCCUGAUAACUAUAAUUUUGAUUGGAUUAACUAUAACUACAACAACUAAAAUUACACUUUUGUAGAGCAUAGUUCAUCAAAUCAAAUUAAAAAUCUAAGAGUUGAAUCUUAUUGA